Synchiropus splendidus (mandarinfish) is the source of this 5227-nucleotide messenger RNA. RefSeq names its product phospholipid-transporting ATPase ID-like. Lineage: Eukaryota; Metazoa; Chordata; Actinopteri; Syngnathiformes; Callionymidae. Gene Ontology annotation, biological process: phospholipid translocation; Golgi organization. The transcript has 28 exons. The coding region runs from base 246 to 3878 and encodes 1210 amino acids. The record is from RefSeq and is a predicted model, not a curated record. Gene Ontology annotation, molecular function: magnesium ion binding; ATPase-coupled intramembrane lipid carrier activity; ATP binding. Gene Ontology annotation, cellular component: plasma membrane.
AGCGAUCCGUGCACAGAAUUGGAUGUUGGUGGGAGGAGGACCAGCGGAAAUAGAGGAGGGGACUGAUAGCAUGAGAGAGAGAGAGAGAGAGAGAAAGAAAGGGGGAGACAGAAGGAAAACAUUACUCGCUUCUUUUCUUCUCCGAGUUUGAGGACUUUUCCUGGUUAUCUGGCCAGAUAUCCUACUGCAGCCCAAGAACAGCCACGGCCGAUAUGAUAGACAGAUAACAGAGAAGGAAAGGAAAUAUGUCUUUCUUUGGUCUCGAUUUCGUCAAGAAGAAAGAAAGGGAGGUGGAGAGAAAACUGCGGGCCAAUGACCGAGAGUACAACCUGUCUUUCAAAUACGCUACAAACGCCAUCAAGACCUCCAAGUACAACGUGUUCACCUUUCUUCCCCUCAACCUUUUCGAGCAGUUCCAGCGGAUCGCGAAUGCCUACUUCCUGUUCCUGCUGGUGCUCCAGGUGAUACCUCAGAUUUCGUCUCUUUCCUGGUUCACCACAGUCGUCCCUCUGGUCCUCGUGCUGACGGUAACUGCUGCUAAGGAUGCCACUGAUGACAUUAAUCGACACAGGAGCGACAAUCAAGUCAACAACCGAAAAGUUGAAGUUCUCAUCAAUAGAAAACUGCAGAAUGAGAAAUGGAUGAACGUUCAGGUGGGAGACAUCAUCAAGCUGGAAAACAACCAGUUUGUCACCGCCGACCUCCUCCUGCUGUCCAGCAGUGAACCUCUCAACCUGGUCUACAUUGAGACGGCAGAGCUGGACGGUGAAACCAACCUGAAGGUGAGGCAGGCGCUGACAGUGACCGGAGACCUCGGCGGUGAGAUUGAGAAGCUUGCAGACUUCAAUGGUGAGGUCCACUGUGAGCCGCCCAACAACAGGCUGGACCGCUUCUCAGGAACACUCUCGUAUGCUGGUCAGAAGUACUCACUGGACAAUGAGAAGAUCUUACUGCGAGGCUGCACGCUGAGGAACACUGAGUGGUGCUUCGGACUGGUGCUUUUUGGAGGUCCAGAAACUAAGUUGAUGCAGAACUGUGGGAGGAGCACGUUCAAGAGGACCAGUGUGGACCGGCUGAUGAACGUCCUCGUCCUCUUUAUUUUUGGGUUCCUGGCCUUCAUGUGCACCAUCCUGGCCAUCGGAAACUACCUCUGGGAGCUGAAGGAGGGGUCAGAGUUCACCGUCUUCCUACCGAGGCAGGACAGAGAAGAAGCCGGCUUCUCUGCCUUCCUCACCUUCUGGUCCUACGUCAUCAUCCUCAACACUGUGGUGCCCAUCUCGCUCUACGUGAGCGUGGAGAUCAUCCGACUGGGCAACAGCUUCUACAUCGAGUGGGACAGGAGGAUGUACCACGCUCCUAAUGACACACCAGCCGAGGCUCGGACCACCACUCUGAAUGAAGAACUGGGCCAGAUUAAAUACGUGUUCAGUGACAAAACCGGCACGCUGACCCAGAAUAUCAUGACCUUCAAUAAAUGCUCCAUCAAUGGCAAAAUCUACGGCGACGUGUUCGACCACACUGGCCAAAGACUUGAAGUCAAUGAGCAUACGGAGACAGUGGAUUUCUCCUUCAAUCCUCUGGCGGACCCUCGAUUCUCCUUCUAUGAUCACGCCCUGGUGGAGGCAGUCAAGCUGGAGAACCCAGAAGUCCACGCUUUCUUCCGACUGUUGGCUCUCUGCCACACCGUCAUGGCUGAAGAAAAAAAGGAAGGCGAACUUUUCUACCAGGCUCAGUCUCCAGACGAGGGAGCGUUGGUCACGGCUGCCAGAAACUUUGGCUUUGUUUUCCGCUCCCGGACUCCAGAUAGCGUUUCUAUUGUGGAGAUGGGGAAACAGCGCAGCUAUGAGCUCCUGGCCAUCCUGGAUUUCAACAAUGUCCGCAAGAGAAUGUCAGUCAUUGUGCGGAGUCCGGAGGGAAAGUUGUCUCUGUACUGUAAAGGAGCCGACACCAUCGUCUACGAGAGACUUCACCAGUCAUGUAGCAAACUUAUGGAUGUCACCACAGAGCACUUGAACGAGUUUGCAGGCGAAGGUCUACGGACUCUGGCGUUGGCCUACAAAGAUCUGGACGAAGAUUACUUUAAACAGUGGAAUCAGCGCCACCAUGAGGCCAGCACAUCCCUGGAGGACCGUGAGAACAAACUGGACCAGUUGUAUGAGGAGAUCGAGAAAGACCUGCUGCUGCUCGGGGCAACUGCGAUAGAAGACAAGCUCCAAGACGGAGUCCCUCAGACCAUUGAGCAGCUUUCAAAGGCCGACAUCAAAAUCUGGGUUCUGACUGGUGACAAGCAAGAGACGGCAGAAAACAUCGGCUACUCCUGCAACUUACUUCGUGAAGAGAUGAACGAGGUUUUCAUCGUGUCUGGGAACUCGCCAGAGGAAGUCGAGCAGGAGCUGAGAAACGCACGAUCGCUCAUGAAACCGAAUGCCGCAGAGGACUCUGUGUUCCUGCCAGACGGUGUCCUGGGUAAAGGAGCGAUGAUGCUGUCGGACGAAGCGGCGAAUGGGGACUACGGCCUGGUCAUCAGUGGACACAGCCUGGCGUACGCUCUGGAGCGCGGCUUGGAGCUGGAGUUCCUGCAGACGGCAUGCAUGUGUAAGGCGGUGAUCUGCUGCCGGGUCACGCCGCUGCAGAAGGCUCAGGUGGUGGAGCUUGUCAAGAAGUACAAGCAGGCAGUCACUCUGGCCAUCGGAGAUGGCGCCAACGACGUCAGCAUGAUCAAAGUGGCUCACAUCGGCGUGGGCAUCUCUGGUCAGGAGGGCAUGCAGGCUGUCCUAUCCAGCGACUACUCUUUCGCCCAGUUCCGCUUCCUGCAGCGCCUCCUGCUGGUGCAUGGGCGCUGGUCCUACCUGCGCAUGUGCAAGUUCCUGCGCUAUUUCUUCUACAAGAACUUCACCUUCACCUUUGUCCAUUUUUGGUACGCUUUCUUCUGCGGCUUCUCUGCACAGACGGUUUAUGACGAGUGGUUCAUCACACUUUACAACCUGGUGUACACAGCGUUGCCAGUGCUGGGGAUGAGCCUGUUCGAUCAGGAUGUGAACGACGUGUGGAGUUUCCAGCACCCCCAGCUUUACGUUCCAGGCCAACUGAACCGCUACUUCAGUAAAACCACCUUCUUCAAGUGUGCACUCCACAGCUGCUACAGCUCCCUCGUCCUCUUCUUCAUCCCGUACGCGGCAGUCCAUGACACAGUGAGGGGCGACGGGAGGGAGGUGGCUGACUACCAGUCCUUCGCCCUGCUCACACAGACCUGCCUGCUCUUUGCAGUCACCAUUCAGCUGGGUCUGGAGAUGACCUACUGGACUGCCGUCAACACCAUCUUUGUGUUGGGGAGUCUGCUCAUGUACUUUGCCGUCACCUUCACCAUGUACAGUAACGGCUUGUUCCUCACUCUGCCUGCAGCGUUUCCCUUUGUUGGAACGGCGAGGAAUUCUCUGCACCAGCCCAACAUCUGGCUGACCAUCGUCAUCACCUCCAUCUUGUGUGUCCUCCCUGUGGUCACUUACCGCUUCCUGCUGCUACAGCUGUGUCCGACUAUUAACGACAAGGUCAUGUUCAAGGUGCGACAGGCCAAAGCGUCUCCUCCCCCUCCCCCGCGUCGCACACGCAUCCGCCGCACCAGCUCACGUCGAUCCGGAUAUGCCUUCUCUCACGCUCAGGGUUAUGGAGACCUGGUGACCUCCAGACGCUUCCUCCGACGCCCGGCGGUGUACCGCGCCUCAGGGUUCACCAACAUGGGUCGCAGCACCUCGGGAUUCAGCCCCAUGGGACGCUCAGCAGGGUACAGCCCCACAGGUCGCCUGCAGAACAUCAAAGUCCCAGAGGUGGAGGUGACUUCGCUGCAAAUGUUCAGAACCCUCAGCGACCCUGCUCUCUGACCCGUCACUGCCUGUCAUUUUUGAGCGAUUUCAAGUGUCAUGUUUACAGACGAAUGGGCUUUUCCAGAUCUUGGAAUCCACUGCAGCGUUCGUGCUAAAGGGAACACCAGUGAACCAAUGAGGAGUGGUGUGGACCAAAAGUGUCUUUUUAAACUGUUUCUUCACGUAAAGAAAAUCUCACCUCGCCGAUGUUCUUUUUACCUACACUAAAGUGUCGAGCUGUUACUCAGCAGAUCAAAACAGUGGCAUUGCUGUGGCUGGAAUCAAUAAAAUUCUCAACAUACACAGAUAAAACCUUAUAUUAAAUAACUUUACAUUAUGUAAUUCUAUCUGUUUUAUAACACAUGAGACUAAAAUAAAUAAACAUUUAUUCCGUGACUUUAAACAUGACAUAAAUAAUAGAAAAAAUCCUAGCUUGUCUAUUAAUCUGCCAUUUUUAAGCUGUUAAAGAUUUUGAAAUCAUCAUCACUAUUUCUCAUCAAUACGUGUAAAUGAACUGGCAUUCAACCCACAACUCUGGCCAGCUUUGACAAUCCAUCGAAGAAAGAAUGUACGUUAUAAUUAAGAAGUUUCAGCUUGAUUUGAGUCGUGAUGUUCGAAUUUCUAACUUGAAAUAUGCCUGUUAUUUAUGUGUGUUUCUUUAAGCGCUACUUGUCAACAUGAAAAGACCAUUCAGCUGUUUUGUAGACAGUGGGAUGAAACCAGCACAAGAUUCUUAGGACAAGAUGUGACAUGAGAAAUUGGGAAAAUGUCUCUAAACUUUCAUGUUAAUGCUGAAAAAAAUACAGAGGAAAGAGUCUCUGUGGUCCCUUUUCCAAUGUGGCCUGGUCAGUUAUUUAUUAUAUGUAAAGUCGACGUUCAACCACUUAAAAAUGGACCUGUGUACGUUUCUAUGCAGUUGAUGCUUCAUUGUAGUGAGCUUUUCUUGUGAGUCUUUCACUUUCCAGUUCAGUGAAUGGACACUUGGAGUUGACUGACAGCCUGGUUGGCCUCAGGGUCGUCACCUUCAACUGAGAGCUGAAACUUCCUGCUAUGCCCUUGCACUUUCAAUGUCCUUUUUCUGGAACAAUGCGUAAAAAUAUCUUGGUUUUAUUUCACGUCUGGGGAUUUUUGUGACACAUUUGAGCUACAAACCCAUUUGUUUCUUUUUUGCUGCAUGUGCACAAAUGUUUUAUCUCUUCGCUCUGUCCUGGUACUCUCAAAGAACGUAUUAUUUAUCAAUGUUUUGUAAUCGUUGAUUAUGUCAGUCUGGCCAUUGAAUGUGGAUUUUGAGAAGACAAAUGUUUUUUAAGUGGUUGGUAAUAUUUUUAUAUGCUUUUUUACCCUUUAAUUCAAAUUAAAAAUCUGAA